GCCAAACCGGGUUUAAUGUUUUUGUUUUUCGUGCCCGUUGAUCGGUCUCUCCAUUACACACCACAACAAAUUUAUUAGCCCAGUUAUACAUAUUUGGUACCUCGUAACAUUUCAUAAAAAAUUGUAAACCGUGUAAAUGGAUGGAGCUAGAAAAUAUCGUUGCCAACACUGUGUACCUGAAAGCACGAGAAAGUCGAGCUAAAGGGAAAAGUAAAAAAUGGCGUCUCAUGCUUGCUUUUCCACACAUUUCUGAAUGUAUACAUCUUAAAGAAGUCUUAGAUUUGUCAUACCACCAAGUUGCAGAAAAAGAACCAAUCGGAAGAGCAUUAUUUCACCAAUAUUGUACAUUGCAGUCAAAACUUAAACCACUAAUAGAGUUUUUAUUAGGAUCGGAAGAAUAUGAAUCAAGUGUGGAUUCAGAGAGACCAGAAAAAGCAAAAAAACUUGUUGAACAGUAUCUGUUAAUACAGGAUAAAACAUCUUUAUUUAAAGAAGUCAUCAGCAGUGACACUAUUGAGAAUGCACGACGCAUGUCAGUCAAUGGUCCGACUCAUUCCAUAUUUGCACCUUGUGCAAAAGAAAUCAGAUCAUACUUGAAGGGCAAGCCAUAUCAGGAUUUUUUAACUAGUCAUUUUUUUAAAAGAUAUUUGCAAUGGAAACAUUUGGAAAGGGUUCCAGUUACAAAGAAUUUAUUUCGGCAUUACAGAGUGUUAGGUAAAGGAGGCUUCGGUGAGGUAUGUGCUUGUCAGAGCCGCGCCACUGGCCAGAUGUAUGCAAUGAAAAAACUAGAAAAAAAGAGAAUUAAAAAGAGGAAGGGUGAGGGCAUGGCGUUAAACGAAAAACAAUUAUUAGAACGAAUAGAUUGUAGAUUUAUAGUUAGCCUAGCAUAUGCACAUGAAACCAAGGAUGCUUUAUGUAUGGUGUUAUCUCUUAUGAAUGGUGGCGAUUUAAAAUUUCAUAUUCACAAUAUUGGCAAUCCUGGUUUUGAGGAGGAACGAGCUAUAUUUUAUGCGGCGGAGAUUACUAGUGGGAUUUUGUACUUACACUCUCUUCGAAUUGUAUAUAGGGACAUGAAACCAGAAAAUAUUUUGUUGGAUGAUCAAGGCCAUACAAGAAUAUCGGACCUUGGUUUAGCAAUAUAUGUUUCUACAAAUGAAUCAGUUAAAGGUCGUGUUGGAACUGUUGGCUACAUGGCUCCUGAAGUUGUUCGCAAUGAACGUUAUACUUUUUCCCCUGACUGGUGGGGACUUGGCUGCAUUGUAUAUGAAAUGAUACAAGGAAAGGCCCCUUUUCGAGCACGUAAAGAAAAGGUUAAAAGAGAAGAGGUUGAACGUAGGGUAAAAGAAGAUGUUGAGGAAUACAGUGAAAAAUUCAGUGAAGAAGCGAAAGAAAUAUGUAAAUGUUUGUUAGCUAAAGAUCAUAAUCAAAGACUCGGAUGUCGCGAAGGAGACGAUGAAAAAGUUUUAAAGGCACAAUCGUUUUUUAAUACAAUUAAUUGGCAGCAUUUAGAAGCUGGAAAAGCAAAGCCACCCUUUCCGCCAGAUCCUCGUGCUGUGUAUUGCCGAGAUGUUUUGGAUAUAGAGCAGUUUUCGACUGUAAAGGGAGUCCAAUUAGAUGAAUCAGACGAAGGCUUCUACAAAAAAUUUGCCACUGGCUCUGUGUCAAUACCAUGGCAAAAAGAAAUGAUCGAAACAGAAGUUUAUAAAGAACUUAACGUUUUUGGUCCAGAUAGUGGUCCCACACCAGAUUUAAUUGGAGACGCCCCUCCACCUCCAAAUGAAAAUAAAACAAGGUGUUGUGGACUGAUGAAAUCUAGGCCCAGAUCUAGAACGGCGCAAAAAUAUGUUGCCGAAACUGAACCAUCUACAAGUAGUGGAUGAUUUAUACAAAGCUGGUUUAAACGAUUUAGUGGAGCCUCGUGGUGCAAGAAGAACGUGUUUUUACAGACGCUAUGUAAAACCUAGUUAAUGGAUCUCCCUUGAAAUAACUUUAUUACGGUAGCUUAUAUAUACCUAGGCUCAUCAGUUAGUAUCGUUACGCACAAACGCACAUAGUGCGUUCAUUUUAUCUACCAAUAAAUCCGCGCCAUGUUUUAAUUUUUAUUGUGAAAUAUUUGCUUUGCUGUGAUGUAAAUAAUUGAUGUGUCCGUGUAAUUGUUUGUGCAGAACACUUUUCGCUCUGUGAAUUAGCUAAAAUGAUUUUCUUAUAUAACACAAUAAAUUAGGCGUUAAAAUUCAGCGAUAGUACUAGAUUGUAGAUGUGAUUUGUUUUUUAUACUUAACUUACAAGCAUUGCCAUUUUGGACUCUGGUCACAGGUAUGGACUAAUGUUAAUUCAAUUUAAUGGCAGCAGAAUUGUACAAAUUAUUAUAAUGUCUGAAGAGAAAAGAAUUAAUUUGAA
Messenger RNA from Hydractinia symbiolongicarpus, 2400 nucleotides. Its product is annotated as G protein-coupled receptor kinase 5-like. The record is from RefSeq and is a predicted model, not a curated record. Gene Ontology annotation, biological process: protein phosphorylation; signal transduction; regulation of signal transduction. Gene Ontology annotation, molecular function: ATP binding; G protein-coupled receptor kinase activity. The coding region runs from base 141 to 1880 and encodes 579 amino acids. Lineage: Eukaryota; Metazoa; Cnidaria; Hydrozoa; Anthoathecata; Hydractiniidae. Gene Ontology annotation, cellular component: cytoplasm. The transcript has 17 exons.